AUGGCUUUCAUAACCAUAUCCGGGUUCCCUUCCUCUGGGAAAUCGACUCGCACACAGCAGAUCAAGGCACAUUUAGAAGCAAAAAUCAAGAAUCCCGAGUAUUCUGGCCCCCUCAAACAGGUUAUUGUUCUCUCCGACGACUCCUUGGGCAUCAGUCGCACAGCUUAUGAUGACAGCCGAGCGGAAAAGCCUGCACGCGGGACACUCUUUACGACACUGCAAAGGCAGAUGAACGCCGACACCGUCCUGAUCGUCGAUUCAUUAAACUAUAUCAAAGGCUUUCGGUACCAGAUGUACUGCGCCGCUCGCGAGAUGAAACUGAGGAUGUGUACUGUAUAUGUCGUAGCAACACCUGAAUUAUGCCACCAAUGGAAUCUCACUCGGCCAGAUGAUGGAAAAUAUUCCGACAAGACACUUAACGGCCUCAUUAUGCGAUACGAGGAACCAUCAUCAAUGGUACGGUGGGACUCGCCGUUAUUCACGGUGCUGUGGACAGAAGGUGGUGUUCCGGGCGAUCAGAUUUGGGACGCGAUCACGGAGGGCAACGUCAAGCCUCCGAAUGCGAGUACUCUCCAGUCCGUCAAAGCCCCCAGCGACGCGCUGCACUGCCUGGAGCAGACAACCACCUCAAUUGUAUCGGCGGUUAUGACCGAAUCGCAAGGCUUCGGCGGGCCAGUGGCACUCUCCGUGACACCCAGCCUCCAGCUUCAGAUCAACCUUCCAUCAAGACAUAUCACAUUGUCAGAACUACAGAGAUACAAACGCCAGUUCAUCACGAUCCACAAGAAGGCCAUUACUCUUGGGUCCACAGAGAAGGGAGCCGUCGACUGGAGUGAAGAGAGCGUCGCACAUAAAUUCGUGACUUUUCUGGAGGAACAUCUGAAAGCCUGA
Pleurotus ostreatus (oyster mushroom) is the source of this 891-nucleotide messenger RNA. RefSeq lists its product as uncharacterized. The transcript is spliced from 4 exons. Bases 1 to 891 code for a protein of 296 amino acids. The record is from RefSeq and is a predicted model, not a curated record. NCBI's taxonomy places the organism in Eukaryota, Fungi, Basidiomycota, Agaricomycetes, Agaricales, Pleurotaceae.